Messenger RNA from Vitis riparia (riverbank grape), 1514 nucleotides. RefSeq names its product probable polygalacturonase. Gene Ontology annotation, biological process: carbohydrate metabolic process. The transcript is spliced from 6 exons. NCBI's taxonomy places the organism in Eukaryota, Viridiplantae, Streptophyta, Magnoliopsida, Vitales, Vitaceae. The record is from RefSeq and is a predicted model, not a curated record. Gene Ontology annotation, molecular function: polygalacturonase activity. Bases 37 to 1434 code for a protein of 465 amino acids.
CCAAUCCCAACUCCAUAACUCCCUUCUGAUAUCACAAUGGAGUUCAGCCUCUAUCCCAGAAAAUCUCAUCUUUUUCGUUUUCAUGUUUUGGUGGUGGUGGGACUACUGAUGAGUAGUGUGAGAGGGGGAAGAAGUGAGGAGUAUCCGGCAAUAAACUGCCGGAAACACAGUGCGGUGCUGACGGACUUCGGAGCAAAAGGGGAUGGGAAAACGAUGAACACCAAGGCCUUCAAAUCCGCCAUUGCAAAUCUCAGUCAGGUUGCAGGUGAUGGAGGCGCACAGCUGAUUGUGCCUCCUGGGAAGUGGCUGACUGGGAGCUUUAAUCUCACAAGCCAUUUCACUCUUUUUGUCCACAAGGAUGCUGUUAUCCUUGGCGCUCAGGAUGAAGCAGCAUACCCCCUUAUUGAAAUAUUGCCAUCAUAUGGAGCAGGAAGAGAUGGAGGUGGAAGGCAUGCCAGUCUCAUUUUUGGAACAAAUCUCACUGAUGUCGUAAUCACAGGUGGGAAUGGCACCAUCCAUGGUCAGGGUCAAUACUGGUGGGACAAGUUCCGAGCCGAUAAAUUGAAGGACACCAGACCCUACUUGAUAGAGAUCAUGUACUCUGAUCAGGUCCAGAUUUCUAACCUUACUUUGAUCGACUCUCCAUCAUGGAAUGUUCAUCCCACUUACAGCAGCAAUGUGAUAAUUCAAUGGCUCACAAUCAUUGCACCAGUGGGUUCUCCUAAUACAGAUGGAAUAAACCCAGAUUCAAGCAAAAACAUUCUAAUUGAAGACUGCUACAUAGUCUCCGGGGAUGACUGCAUUGCAGUAAAGAGUGGCUGGGACCAGUAUGGGAUUAAGUUUGGAAUGCCAACUGAGGAUCUAAUCAUCAGAAGGCUCACCUGCAUAUCCCCUGACAGUGCCGUCAUUGCUCUGGGCAGCGAGAUGUCGGGUGGGAUCAAGAAUGUCCGAGCUGAAGACAUCACAGCCAUAGAUUCUGAGUCCGGUGUGAGGAUCAAAUCAGGUGUGGGAAGGGGAGGAUAUGUGAAAGAUAUCUAUGCCAGAGGAAUGACCAUGAAGACCAUGAGGUAUGUCUUCUGGAUGACAGGCGACUAUGGACAACAUCCAGACGAUGGUUGGGAUCCUAAAGCACUUCCUAAGAUUGAAAAUAUCAAUUACAGAGACAUGGUGGCUGAGAAUGUGACCUAUUCUGCAAGACUAGACGGAAUUUCGGGCGAUCCCUUCACUGGAAUUUGCAUAUCAAAUGUGAAAAUUGGACUGACUGAAAUACCAAAGAAAUUGCAAUGGAACUGCACUAAUGUUGAGGGAGUUUCAAGCCAAGUGACUCCUCCUUCAUGUGAUCUGCUGCACCCCUCUGAGAAGGUCUUCAAUUGUCCGUUCCCAGAAGAUAAGCUUCCCAUUGAAGAUGUUCAGAUGAAGAUUUGUUCAACCUAAUGGUGGAACAUACAUUUCAAUCAUGUUGGAUCACAGAAAAAAGAUGAAUAAAAGGAAAGAUUUUGCAAAUUUUAUGUGAA